AUGGCGGCUCUCACCAUGACUCCUGCUACCAUGCGUCAGCCUUUUGCUAGUUUGGAUGCCCCGCGUAUGCGGUCUCUGCUCAAGACAAAGCUGAACGUCAAGAAUCAACAGAAUGGUGCUUCGAUCACUGGUAAGAGACGUCCUCUCGGAGAAAUCGAUACGGAAAACGUCGACCCGACCCUCAACCUCUCCACCAAGCGGAAGCGUGGCUCCGACGAGGAUGGGCCUGUCAAGGGCAGCUCCAAGCCCAUCAAGGCCUCUCGCAAGGCAUUGGCGACUGUCGAACCCAUCGUCGCUCCCCGCACUCCCUCUGCUCCGAUCAGCGCUCCUCCAUCCACCCCCAAGUCGACGACCGCUCUGAAGCCCGCCGGUCGCUCUCCAAAGUCAAAGUCACAGUCCUGCAAGCCCUUUGCUCGUCGCUCCAACAUCUCCAAGAACCGCUCCGAACCCACAGGCAAAAAGACAGUCAGCCGUCCGUUCUCCAUUGCAACCGCGCUGUCUAAUGGCAAGUCCAAGCAGCCCAGCUCCAAGGCCCCUGCGUCAUGGGCUUUUGAGAUCCAUGUCGACUCGGAACAGGAGGAGAUGACCAACCUCAUGCAACACUCUACCGGUGUGCUUGACAUCAGUGACGACGAGACCAAUGUGGAGAAUACUAGCCGCGGCAAGGAGAACAUCCCUCCUGCAGACCUGGGUCUCAGCCUCCCCGCCUCUCCUCAACAGGAGUCAACCGCCGCCGCUGCCCGCAAGGGUCCCAUGAUGGAGGAGUCUCGUUCUCCGCUUGGUGAGCUCAACGCCUCUGACUACUAUGGUGCCGACUGCCAUGCUUUCUCGUAUGAAGUUGUGUACGAUGACGACGCCGAGAACACACCAGAGCCAAAGAAGGCCCCUGCUCCUAGCUUGCCGCGCUCCACCCAGCCCUCUCGCAGCUCAAAGCUCUCCAGUGUCUCAUCUAUCUCUUCUAUCUUGGAGGCGACAACCCCAGCCACGUCUACCGACGAGCCAUCCAAGGAGAAUCCGUCCGAGGCAGAGAUCGAGAUCUGGGAAAGCGGGAGUGCUGCGGAAGAGCAGUCGGAGGCCACUUCCACUCAGACUGAACCUUUGGGUCUUUAA
Messenger RNA from Aspergillus wentii DTO 134E9, 1110 nucleotides. RefSeq lists its product as uncharacterized. The record is from RefSeq and is a predicted model, not a curated record. The transcript is spliced from 2 exons. The coding region runs from base 1 to 1110 and encodes 369 amino acids. Lineage: Eukaryota; Fungi; Ascomycota; Eurotiomycetes; Eurotiales; Aspergillaceae.